GUUGUGCAAGUCAUGGUCUCUUUGAGUUUGUUUUGUAACUAGAUGGGUCCUCUGUGUUAAGGUUAUUUGAGCUCAACUCUCAGUAAAGCGCGGCCCAACUUGGAGAGAGUUGGGGUUAGAGUCCGGGGCCUGCCGUGUGGGGUCCUUGGUGGGUCAGGAGGUGGCUGAUGCUUGCCAGGCGCCUUGGCCCACAGUGCGCGGAGCCAAGGCUGUGCUAAGGAGCAGGCAGGACACUGGGAGGACCGGACCAGCAGGGACACUAGGAUUUUAAACCACAGAUGGGGGAUUCACAGCAACCCCAGAGACCAGGGCAGCCGGCAGAGAAGAGAGUCCCUGAGCGUCUGAACAGGGGGCCAGGAGCCCCACCGCUCCAGGGGCUACUAGGAGCGUCACUGGCGGGUCCUGGGCUCCACCCGCCCCAGGACCCAGAGGGAAUCCGAAUGGGAGGGGCAGAGCGGGUCUUAGUGGGGGGACACUCCAGCGCAUCUGUGUCGACCUGGUGUGGGGGGACAGAGGCUGUGAGGGGGCAGGGACCGGGUCUUGGAGGGGUUCGGAGGCCCGAGGGUCUCAGCGUGGGGAGGCGAGUCUCCGAGGCCCUGGGGUGGGGCGUCGCAGGCGCAGUGUCCGCAGCUCCACCCGGGGCCCCCCUCCUGCUCGGCCUGGACCCCCUCCUCCUGCUCGGCCCCCCACUCCCUCUGCGCCCCACCCCAGCGCUGCUCUCCGGGCUGCGCAGAGAAUGCGCCCGGGGCUGGGUUUCGGUGACCCGCCAUUUCCGGGCACCUCCGCUUCGUUCCCAGGGUCUCGCGCUUGUCCCCUCCCCAGGCCUGAGUGGCUCUGCAUCAAGGAGUCCCGCGCACCUGGCGGUGGCCGAGGCACGUCCCCUGGGCCUGCGAGCACUCUUCUGCGUGGAUCCCAUGGCUGAGUGCUGGCGCCGGGGCAGGACCUUGACCCCAGACCUGGGCAUGAUCCCGCCCACGCUGGCGUCUCCGCCCACCUGGCUGCUGGGCGCGCUCCUGGACCCCCACGGCUCACUUCAUCCGAUUAACCUCCCGACUCCUGGGGAAUGGCGCCUGAAAACUGGUUCUCCGGGUCCCCACCGCCAGGUGAAGCUGGGGCUUCUGGAGCUGCUUAAUCUGGAUGGAGCCCGAGCAGGGGACAGGAGGAAUGAAGAGGCAGUGCUUUGAUGGACAGCUGAAGCUGGAGAAUGAACUGAACUCCCAGAGUGCAAGUUCACAUUGCCUGAACCUGGAGAUGGGUGAGACGGAAGAAAAACCACUCACAUCUGAGGAAAAACUAUUUGUGUCUGAGGAACACAUAGGGAGAAAGGAUGGAUGGACAUUUCAGGAGGAUACAAAGGGUGAUAUAAUGAUUUUUUGUUGUUCCAUUUUUGUUUCAUUCUGUUUUGGUUUUGUUUGGCGUUUUCUUGUUGAGUUGUAUUAUAGUAGAAAUAUGGGAUCAGAAAUUAGUAAAAAACAAACUGAAAGAGUGUUAAGUAAAUUGUUAGAGGAAGGAGGCAUCCCAGUAAAAUCAAGAGCAGUCAGGGCAUAGGUUGAUACAAUACAAAAAUGUAGCCCAUGGCUUUUUAAGGAGGAGUUGUUAAAUAUAUCACAAUGGAACCAUCAUGGUGAAGAUUUAAAAAGAAUAGAAAAGAAAAGCCCAGGAACUCUUCCAGUUGACACAUUGCCAUAGUGGACAUUCGUAUCUUGUUUGCUUAGUCCAAAGAAUUCAGUUCAGACAAUGGUAGAGGAAGGAGAAGACAUAUUGAUUCAAGUAAAAGAGAAGGUCUCUCAAGUUAUUCAGACAGAGGAAAAAAUUCAAGUAAAAGAGAAGGUCUCUCUAGCUAGUCAGACAGAGGAAGCAAGUUUAGAGCAGAAAAAGCCAUCAGGGGAAAAGUUACAACAGGAGACUGCUACUAACACCUUUCUAUCACCAAAGGGCGUAAGUGUCCAACCAACAGCGCCACCUCCAUAUGCUGGGAGGCCACCAACCCCCAUAGUUGAUAGAUGGGAUCUUGAUACAGGACCUCAAAUAUUAGCAUGCCCUGUAUUUGAGCAGGCAAGAGGGCAGCGAAUUCACCAUGCUUUAGAUUUCAAAACAGUAAAGCAGCUAAAAGAGGCUGUAACAACCUAUGGUCCUCAAGCACCCUUCACUGUAAGCAUGGUCGAAUCCAUUACCAACUUGAACAUGUCGCCAGCAGAUUGGACUAGUAUGUGUAAAGCUGUGCUAAAUGGAGGACUUUACCUGUUAUGGAAGGUUGCCAAUGAGGAAUUUUGCAAGGAGACGGCUAGGCAAAAUGCAGUAGCCAGUUAUCCUCAGAGAAAUCUAGGUAUGUUGUUAGGAAAGGAACCUUAUGAGGAUCAGCAGCAACAAACUGCAUAUGAUCCUGCCAUAUACUUACAAAUUGCUGUAGAUGUGGUUAGAGCAUGGAAGACUUUACAAGGACAUGGAGGUUUACAAGGUCAAUUAUCUAAGGUAAUACAAGGAGCUAAUGAACCUUAUGCUGAAUUUGUAGAUAGGCUUAUUCAAACAGCUACCAGAGUUUUGGGGAAUACAGAACAAGCAAUGCCAUCAAUAAAUCAACUGGCUUAUGAGCAAGCAAAUCGUUGGUGCAGAGAAGUCAUUAGACAAUGGAAAAAUGAAGAUUUAAACACAUAUAUUUAAUUAUGUAGAGACAUUAAUGAAUAAGGGCAAGUCUUAGCAGUUGCAGUACAACAGGCUUUAGAUGCCAUGCCAAAAACAUGCUACAAUUGUGAACAAACAGGACAUUUUACAAGGAAUUGCCCCAUAGGAGGAGGGUUUAACAAAACUAGGUAUCAAAGGAGUAGAAUAUCGGGUAUUUGCCCACGAUGCUGUAGAGGGAGAUAUUGGGCUAAUGAAUGCCAUUCUCAAACCACCAUAGAGGGUACUCCAUUAUUAAAAAAAAUGAACAAGGACCAGGUGUCUAUCCACGAAAUCAAGGAGAAAGGCAUCAGACUCCAUUGUCAAAAAACGGACAGGUGGGCCCAAUGCUCUGGGUCCCAUGACCACAAAUAUACGGGGCACUGGAGGAACCCAGCAACACCAUCAGGGUAGUGCCCAGGACACAUUAUCCAUUAGAUCCCUCACUAGACAAACCAGAGGAAUCACAGGAUUGGACAUCUGCGUCUCCACCAGAACAGUACUAACUCCAGAGAUGGGAGUUCAAAUCAUUCCCACAGGGGUAAAAGGACCUCUUCCCAAAGGAACAGUAGGCUUAUUAUUGGGGCGCAGUUCUUCUAUUCUAAAAGGACUUAUGAUAAGUCCUGGGGUAAUUGAUCCUGAUUAUGAAGGUGAAAUAAAAAUUAUAGCCAGUUCUCCUAAGGGUAUAUCACCAGGAGAUAGAAUAGCACAGUUAUUAAGAAUACCCAGCCUACAUGAUAAAUUUUCCAGUUGUAAUGUAGAAAGAGGUUCCAGGGGAUUAGGUUUCAUAGGUGUAGAUUGGGCUAUGCUUUCUUUAAAUUUAGAUUCUCACCCCAUGCUAAAACUAAAUAUUCAAGGACAUGAAUUUAAUGGGCUACUGGAUAUAGGUGCAGACCUUAGCAUCAUCUCUCAUCAAGAAUGGACAAAACAUCAGCAAUUACAACAAGCCACUCAAAUGCUUUGAGGCCUAGGAGUGGUGACUAAUCCCCAUAGAAGUGCAAUGGUAUUAGAUUGGAAGGAUCCUGAAGGAUGUGAAGGAACUAUACAGCCAUAUGUAUUGGAUCAUCUUCCCGUAAAUUUAUGGGGACGAGAUGUCCUAGAUCAAUUAGGACUAACAUUAACAAAUGACAUCAAUUCAAAUGCAUCCACUAUUAUGGCUAGACAAAGUUUUAGGAAAGGAAAAAGAUUAGGAGAACAAGAACAAAGUAUAGCAGCACCAAUACAAAUAGAUCAAGGAACAGACAGACAUGGGUUGGAUUUUCAAAAAGGGCCACUGAGACAAUAAAAAUUACUUGGAAAUCAGAAAGACCAGUGUGGGUUCCUCAGUGGCCCCUGACUAAAAAAAAGAUACAAGCAGCCUAUGACCUGGUCAAACAACAAUUAGUGGAGGGACAUAUACAACCUUCUGUAUCUCCCCAUAAAACUCCCAUUUUUGUCAUCAAAAAGAAAUCUGGUAAAUGGAGAUUAUUGCAAGAUUUAAGAGCCAUUAAUAAUGAGAUGAUUAUUAUGGGACCUGGUCAAUCGGGGAUUCCCCAAUUGUCUGCUUUGCCAAAAACCUGGUAUGUUUUAGUUAUAGAUAUUAAAGGUUGUUUUUUUUUUUUCAAUUCCAAUUCAUCCUGAGGAUAGUCCACGUUUUGCAUUUACUAUCACUGCACUGAAUCAUGAAGGUCCUGAUCAGAGAUAUGAAUGGAAAGUACUCCCUCAAGGGAUGGCUAACAGCCCAACUAUGUGUCAAAUUUAUGUUAACAAAGUAAUCUAGCCACUUAGAAAUCAAAAUCCUGAACUACAAAUAUUUCACUAUAUGGAUGAUGUAUUAUUAGCACACAAAGAUAAAAACACAUUGCUAGAAUGUUAUGCCACACUUACAAACUUAUUAAAAAAUUAUAAUCUAGAGAUAGCAAUAGAUAAAGUACAAUUAAAUUUUCCAAUUAAUUAUUUAGUUCUAUUAUCCUCAACCAUGGUCCGUCCACCAAAAAUUAAAAUACGAGUAGAUCAACUCAAAUCACUUAACGACUUUCAAAAGUUAUUAGGAGACAUAAAUUGGAUAAGGCCUUAUCUAGGCAUACCAACAGGAGAGUUGGGACCUUUAUUUGACAUUCUAAAAGGUCCAUCAGAUCCAAAUUCACCCUGAAUGUUAAUGCCUGAAGCAAGAAAGGCAUUAAAAAUCAUUGAAACAUAUAUGGAAAAUAUGCAUUUGGAUAGAAUUGAUAUAAGUUUGCCUUUAUUAUUUAUUGUACUACCAACAAAAAAUAUUCCUACAGGAGUAUUUUGGCAAGAAGGUCCAUUAUUAUGGAUACAUUUAUCUUAUUCUCCUAACACUAUUCUUACUAGGUAUCCUGAGGCUGUAGGACAAUUAAUACUCAAAGGAAUAAAAGCAGCAAAGGGAGUGUUUGCAAUUUCUUUCAAUAAAAUUAUUACUCCAUAUACUGUGGAUCAAAUUGAUGAGUUAGCUAAUGAGUUAAAUACUUGGGCAAUAAUCAUAUGCAAAUCUAAUGUUUCAUUUGAUAACCACUUACCAUCUAAUCCUUUGUUGUCUUGUUGGUCAUUGCAUCCUGUAAUUUUUCCAAAAAUGACAAGAAAAACACCUAUCAUGAAUGCUCCAAAUAUAUUCACUGAUGGGUCAAAUAAUGGUACAGCAGCAGUAGUUACACCUGAUCAAACUUUUACAUUUUUAGUACCCAAACAAUCAGCUCAAAAGGUAGAGCUUAAUGUAGUAUUACAAGCUUUUGUGAUGUUUAAAGAUUCUGUAUUUAAUUUAUUUUCCGAUAGUCAGUAUAUAGUUAAUGCUAUACUAUCCCUUGAAGAUGCUGGUAGGAUUUCCCCUUCCUCUACUGUUUUCUCUUUGCUUUCCACUAUACAAAGUCUAAUCUGGGACAGAAAAGAUCCAUUCUUUAUAGGACAUAUCAGGGCACAUACAGGAUUGCCUGGAGCCCUUAGUUUGGGCAGUGAUUUAGAAGAUAAAACAUACAUUUUUUUUCUAUGCUAGAAGAAGCUACAAAUUUUCACAAAUCCUUCCAUGUCAAUGCACAUACUUUAAAAAGUCAUUUUAAAAUAAGUAAGGAACAAGCUAGACAAAUAAUAAAACAAUGUCAAAAUUGUGUGACAUGUUUACCACAAGUUAAUCUUGGAGUCAAUCCUAGAGGACUUAUACUUACAUAUCUGGCAGAUGGACGUCACACACUUGCCAGAAUUUGGAAAAUUAAAAUAUUUGCAUGUUACAGUUGAUACUUCUUCUGGAUUUUUGAUAGGCUACCUUCAUGCCAGAGAAAAAACUAAAGAUAGUAUAGCUCAUUGCUUACAAAAUUUUGCCACUGUGGGCAUUCCAAAACAGUUAAAAACAGAUAAUUCCUCUGGUUAUUCUUCUACCUCUUUUAAACAAUUUUACUCAUCAUUUGGCAUUACUCAUAUAAGAGGAAUCCCAUACAAUCCACAGGGACAAGGCAUAGUUGAAAGAGCUCAUCAAACUAUUAAAAUGUACUUAUUAAAGCAAAAAGAGGGAAUUGGGAAGGGGUAUAUAUUCCCCAAAGAUAAACUUAAAAUAACCCUUUUUACUCUAAACUUUUAAAAUUUGGAUUCAUCAGGGCUUAGUGCUAUGGAAAGGCAUAUGUGUCCAAAAAUGUACAUAAGCCCAAGGUACUUUGGAAGGGUAUUCUAACAGACAAUUGAAAGGUCCUGACCCAGUAAUUGUCUGGAGUCGGGGGUCUGUUUGUGUGUUUUCACAGGGAGAACAGCAGCAGAUUUGGAUUCCAGAGAGAUUAACUAAAGCGAUUUCUACAGACCAAAAAUAAGAUGAUUUGGCUCAAAUCCAUAAUAGCUGAUAUCCAGAACUCCAGUUUAGCUACCCUUACAACUGCGACAGAACCAGGAUGCUUUUUUCAAUAUCUAUUUUAUUAUUGCCCUUUUCCACAUCAUGAAGUUCUAUUUUGUUUUUUGAGCUCAUACAGACCUAGGUUAAUGUUUUGCUGAUCAGUUCUAUUUUUUGACUACAGAGUUUUUAAACAUUGCAAUGGAGAUUUCACCUGUAAAAAUUUAUAAGGCCUUUACUAUUAUGUUAUAUGUUGUAUGUAUUAUAUUAUGUGUGCACAUUUGUGUUUUGUGUUGUAUGUUUGUAUGUACGUAUGUCCAUAUAUCAUAUAUGAUGAGCGCUUAUGAAAAAAUGGAUCCAUAUAUGUUUUUUUCUUAUUCACAUGAUUUAAAUGGUUUAAUUUAAAUUGGGUAAACAGCUGUUGAGGAUUGUUUUAAUAUGUGAACAAAAAAGGAGGUUAACAGAUCUGUUUGUUUACUUUCACCUUUCCUUUUCAUUAUAUUUAAUAAUUCUGUUCAGGAUAAUGUAAAUUGUUCAGAAAAUUGUUUUCUUUUAGUGCCUGCUGGAAUGUUCCAUAAUUUUUUCUUUAGCCAUUAUUGCCAGAAUUCCUAUCUUCAUCCCAGUGCUGGUGAAGACAAAGAUAAUACCAAUCUACAGCUUCUGCAAUAGCUAUCACUGAACUGCUUGCAGAACUUGCCUGGACUAUGUAUCACUUGUAUGCAUUGUGAACUAUCUGUUGGUGCAGCGACUUGUGGUAGUGUUGGGGUAUUUUUGCUGAUGGUGUCAUCGGUGGUACAAUUUUUCCAAAAGGAGCCGUCAAUUGGCUUGGUGUAUCCUCCUCCCUUCUGCUUGUGAUGGUCGUUCAGCUACAAUUUGGGGGCCAACAGAGAUGAGGCAAAGAACCACCCCACCCCCCGCUGGUACAAAGGCCUAUCCACAGGUGUGGCUGUAUGCUGGACCAGUAGUCAAUGACAGGUAAAUCCAAUUGCAAUGGGCCAACCUAAGACAGGAGGCUGAUGCCUUGAGGUCAGCUCAUCCAAUUAUGAGUAAGGACCGUAUGUAGUAUUGGACAACCUAAGGCAGGCAUGGUACCUAAGCCAUAUGCCUGUUGUUUAAACAGAGAGGAGGACAUGUUGAGAGCCACAGCUGAAGGGGCCUCAGCAAACUUCCAUCUGAUUGGCUCACCAUGGCCCCAACAAACUUCCAGCUGCUAGCUGUUUGGCUCCUCUGCAGUGAUGCUCAUUGGGCUGUUUCCCCACCCUUUCAGACCACGGACCUGCUCAUUGGGGAACUCUUUUGGCUCCAUCCACACGACCCAACCAAUCGGCCUCAAGAGCAGGAGGAGUGGGGGGGUUGAGAGGCUUGUGGGGAAACCAGUGGUGGCAGUUGGGCUCUGAGGGAAUUCCUGAAGAGCUCGUGUGGUGCAGAGUGUGUAUUCUAAAAAUAAAGUUCAUUUCUGCUGAUAAGUGGCUCGUGAAUUUUGCCCAGCCAGACUGUGGCAGUUUCCCAACACCAUCAACUACUGGGAGGGUCAUCUGGCAUCCCAGGUAUUUUCCCUGUCUCAUGCUGAUUGGUGGUUGGUAGGGGUCCCCACCUAGCCUGAUUGAAUCAGGGACACCUGGUGCAGCAGAUCUCUCCUGUUAUUUGCAGAUAAACAACUCAGCAGGAUGGAUUUGUGCCUAGGAGUUCUCUGUGGGUCUUUCCAAAGACAAGGGUCAUGCCCCCUUCCUUGGACAGGCUUUGCUCUGAGGUAGAGGCUGGUUCCUCAGGUGCCCUUCAGCAGAUGAAUGGAUAAAGAAAAUGUGACACACACACAUACACACACAAGCACACACAUGGAGUGUGGGGAGAAAAAAAUAAAAGUCUAUUGAAUUAGACA
This is a messenger RNA of Marmota monax (woodchuck), 8342 nucleotides long. Its product is annotated as igE-binding protein-like. The record is from RefSeq and is a predicted model, not a curated record. Lineage: Eukaryota; Metazoa; Chordata; Mammalia; Rodentia; Sciuridae. The transcript has 3 exons. Bases 279 to 1184 code for a protein of 301 amino acids. Gene Ontology annotation, biological process: viral process.